AUGCGUCGUUUUAAUCCUCAGUGGUUUAGUGAAUAUUCUAAUUGGUUGGAGUAUAGUGAAAGUAAAGAUGCAGUCUUUUGUUUGAAUUGCUAUCUAUUUAAAGACGAUAAUAUUCAUCAAGGUGGGGGUGAUGUAUUUUCGACCAUAGGGUUUAAGAGUUGGGAAAAAAAGAAGAGUCUUAAAAAACAUGUUGGUGGCAGAAAUAACAUUCAUAAUCAGGCAAGAAACAAUUGUGAAGAUCUAGAGCGACAAGAACAAUCUAUUGAAUUUGCACUUGUAAGGCAAGAUACUCAAUUUAAGCAUGAGUAUCGGCUCCGCGCAACUGCUUCAGUUGAUGUUUUUGAAAGGUGUGAUAACAUUAAAGAUUUUGUAUUGAAACAUGCUCCACAAAAUGAUCUGAUGACUUCUCCAAUGAUUCAAAAAGAAAUUGUGACUGCGUGCAAAAUUGAAACAAUUAAGGCUAUCAUAGAAGAAUUAAAUGGUGAUUACUUUGCCUUGUUGGUUGAUGAAGCUUUUGAUGUGUCGCGCAAGGAGCAAAUGGCUAUUGUUUUACGAUAUGUUGGUAGAAUGGGAUUUGUGAUGGAGCGACUUAUUGACAUUAUUCAUGUUCAAGAUACUUGUGCAUCAUCUCUAAAAGAAGCAAUUGUCAAUUUACUUGCUCAACAUUCCUUGAGUCUUUCUUAUGUACAUGGACAAUGUUACGAUGGGGCAAGUAAUAUGCAAGGCAGAAUCAAUGGCCUUAAAAUGUUGAUUAGGCAAGAAAGUAGAUCGGCUCAUUCUGUUCAUUGCUUUGCUCAUCAACUUCAACUACGUUUUGUUGCGGUUUCUAAAAAGUGUGUUGAAGUGAGGGAGCUUGUACUAUUGGUUUCGAGUAUUUUGAAUAUGUUGGGAGCUUCUUUUAAACGCAUGGAUGAAUAUCGAGACUCUCAAAAGAAAAGAAUUCAAGAAGCAUUAGAUAUGGGUGAACUUGAAACUGGUAGGGGCUUGCAUCAAGAAUUUGGUCUUACUAGAGCUUGUGAUACUCGUUGGGGAUCCCACUACAAAUCUUUUAGUAACUUUAUUCUUAUGUUUGGUUCAAUUGUUGAUGUACUUGAUGAUAUUGUUGUUGAUUCACAUUGUCCAGAUGAAAGUGUCAAGGCAAUGGGAUUUCUCAGAGCAUGUCAAACAUUUGAUGUUGCGUUCAUAUUGCAUUUGAUGAGAGAUAUUUUAGUAAUCACAGAUGAGCUUAACAAAUGCUUACAAAAAAAGGAGCAAGAUAUCGCAAAUGCCAUGCUACUUGUUCAAGUAGCAAAGAAAAGGUUGCAAAAGUUAAGAGAGGAAGAAUGGGGUUCGCUUAUUGAUAAAGUAUCUAAAUUUUGUAUCAAGUAUAAAAUUUUGGUACCUAAUUUAGAUGAUACCUCUUUAAGAUCACAGCGUAAACUUGUUGGUUGUACUAUCUCACACCGUUAUUACAUUGAACUGUUUUCCAAAGAAAAUAAUGGAAUGGCUGAACAUUAUCCUGAUGACUUUGAUGAAUUUAGUAUGGGGGCUCUUGAAAAUCAACUUGCGAGUAACAUUAUUGAUGUUCGUGAUCUUAAGGAAAGGUUCUCCGAUCUAAAAGGACUUUGUGAUCUUUCAAAAAGAUUAGUUCAGACAAAGAAGCAUUCAAAUUAUCCUCUUGUAUUCCGCUUAGUGAAACUUGCCUUGCUUUUGCCAGUUUCCACUACAUCCGUUGCUUUUUCGGCAGUGAAGUUUAUCAAGAAUGACUUUCGGAGUCGAAUGAAUGAGGGUUAUUUUGGUGGUUGCUUGGUGCCUUAUGUAGAAAAAGAUGUGUUUAAUAGGAUUUCUAAUGAUGUUAUUAUAAAAACAUUUCAAGCAAUGAAACCUCGUCGUGUACAGUUGUAG
Messenger RNA from Lycium ferocissimum, 1884 nucleotides. RefSeq lists its product as uncharacterized. The transcript has 3 exons. Bases 1 to 1884 code for a protein of 627 amino acids. NCBI's taxonomy places the organism in Eukaryota, Viridiplantae, Streptophyta, Magnoliopsida, Solanales, Solanaceae. The record is from RefSeq and is a predicted model, not a curated record.